Molecule: messenger RNA, 620 nt
Organism: Paramecium sonneborni
Lineage: Eukaryota; Ciliophora; Oligohymenophorea; Peniculida; Parameciidae
Source: the annotation of a GenBank genome assembly
GUUUUCUUGUCUGUAGAUCGGAUAUAUAUUGUAGAUGAAUCAGAUAAAAUGUAUGAAUAUGAAGAUAACCCUUUAUAAUUUGUUUUAAUGCUACUAUUUAAGCUCCUCAUAUGAAUGCAUAUUCUUUAGUAUAUUCUAAUUUAAUUAAGGAAUUGCUUAAAAAUCAUUUAUAAAAUGGAGUAAUAGCACUUGAUAUUGAUUCAGGUAGCGGAUAUUUAUGUGUUGCAAUGUUUUUGAUGAUGAAAUCAUAAUAAUCUAAAGGAAUUGAACUGGAACAUGUUCCAGAGUUAGUUAUUAAAUCUCUUAAUAAUUUAAGCAUGUAAAUGAGAUUUCUAAAGAUAGUUCUUACAAUUAAUUGUUAAAGGAUAAGCAAAUCUAAAUUAUAAAAGGAGAUGGAAGAUUAGGAUAUAAAUAAGAAGAUCCUUAUCAAGUAAUAUAUGUUAGUGCAGCAGCAGAAACUAUACUUAAAAAUUAAUAGAUUAAUUAGAUAAAGGAGGGAGAAUGGUCAUUCCAGUUGGAAAAGGAAAUCAAGUUUUUUAAGUCAUCGAUAAAGAUGAAAAUGGAAACUUAAUAUUUAAAAUAUUUUAGGAAUUAGAUAUGUUCCUUUGACAGAUUUAAAC